Cataglyphis hispanica is the source of this 2684-nucleotide messenger RNA. It is a transcript of the gene bnb, whose product is annotated as fibrous sheath CABYR-binding protein-like. The transcript is spliced from 3 exons. The coding region runs from base 306 to 1739 and encodes 477 amino acids. Lineage: Eukaryota; Metazoa; Arthropoda; Insecta; Hymenoptera; Formicidae. The record is from RefSeq and is a predicted model, not a curated record.
CCCGGCGAUUCCAUCUCGACACACGACCCAACCUUCAUCCCGAUCGCCAACGAUCCUUCGCAAACGAGCGUAAUCUGCACGCGCGUGAAAAAAAAAGAGAGAGGGAAGACAGAUACUGAGGGACAGAACUCCCCCCGCGUUAAUUUCGUUCUCCGAUCGAUCGCGCUGAUCGAUAGUUUGCGCGAACCGGUGAGAGGGACAAGAGCAAGAGAAGCCGAAGAAGAGCAAAGGAAGCCCGUGCCCGACGCCAACUCGCCUGACAAAAGUUACAGUCGCUUGCGGAGAAGAGAAAAAAACAUAUCACGAUGAUAAAGUUUGCCGUAAUUACAAUGGUGUGCCUCUUGGGGCUGAAGAUGGUUGCGAGCAUGCCGGUGGCCGAUCAUCAAGCGGGCCACGAGCCGCUGCCGGUCGCGCCGGUCGAGGAGAAGAUCCCGGCGGAGACUGCUCUGAAAGCGGCGGAUGCUCCGCAGAGCAACGCACCUGCAGAAUCCGAGGAGCCGAUUAAGCCGACCGAGCCGUCCGCCGCGGCCAACCAUGCGCCUGCCAGGAGCUCCGAGGAGGUCGAGCUAAUCGAGCCGAAGAAAGACGAGCCAGAGCUGCCGAAAGCGGCAGUCAAAGAAGUCCAGAUACAGCCCAAGUCAUCCGAAGAGCAAAUCGAUUCCGUGGAAAAAGAGGAGCCGAAGGUGUUGGCCGCCGAGGCCGAAAAGAAGCAGGAACAGGAGCCCUUGAACCAGGCCGCUUCCGAGGCCAAUGAGUCGGUGCAGCCGGCGCCGCAGCCGGCCGAGAUUCCAGCCGAGAAGAAUCCAGAGGAACAACCAGUUGCCGAAGGCAAGAGCGCGGAACCGGCGGCGGAACCCGCGACCGAGAAGCCUGUUAUUGCCAUCGAGAAACGCGCCGAUGACGCCGUCGCCGAGAACAUCGCCAAGGAAGAACCGAAGGAGGAAAAAAAAUUAGAAGAACCUUUGGCAACCCCGUCAGCCCCGAAGAAAGAGGAGCCUGAAAUUCCCGCGACCGCUGCCAGUGAGGAGAAGAAGAGCGAGCCCGAACAGCUGAAGGAGUCCAAAUCCGCAGACGCUAAGGUCGAGGAGAAGCCUGACCGCGUAACUCGCGAAACCGUCGGACUUGCCAACGUUCCGGCCGCCCCGGUCGCCGCUGCCCCCGCUGUUCCGGCCGCCCCCGCUGCCCAGGAAUCAGCCCAGCCGCUUGAGAAAUCCGAACCCGUUGAGACCGAACAGAUCGGAGCGGAUGCGACCUCAUCCGAAGAACAAAAACUCGCCAAGAGCGAGCAACUAGAGACGGCACCCGUCGAACAACCGGCUGUCAAAGCUCAAGAACCGAGUGAGGAAAAAAUAAUCAAGGAGAAGGAGCCUGAGAAAGAAGCGAAGAGUGCCGAGAUUCCCAUCCAGGAAGUGAAGGACGAACAGCAGCCGGCACAGUCUCAGGAGUCCAGCCAAAUCAAGCGAGACGCAGCGGAGACAGUUCUCGAACAACCUCAGGCCAAAUCGGAGCUUCCACUCGCUGAGAAGUCGCAACCGGAGCAGCAGCCUGCUGCUCAACAGCCUGCUCAACAGCCAGCUCAGCUGGAAGGCGCUAAAGAGUUGAAAGAGCGUUCCAACGAAUCUUCCGAGGAAAAUCACAGUGAGGAAAGCAAGGAGACCAAGAAGGAAAGCGAGGAGUCCUCCGAGGAUCAGGACGCCAAGUCCAAGUUGGCGGAAUUGCUCCCGAAGCCCGAGCAAUAAAUUUUGGCGCGAGGAGGGAUUUGAUUGACGAGUAACCUCAGCAGCGCGGCAGCAAUAGAAGCAGCAGCAGUACCAUCUCGAGAAAGAGGGGGACUGCUCCUCUUAAGGAUCGGGUCGAGCUCAUGCAUCGGCGUCUCCUCGAGACGCAUGCACGAGUUUGCCGCGAUACGACAAACGAAAGCAAGCGAUAAAGUGUAUGUGUGUGUGUCUGUAAGCGAGCAAGAAUGCAAACGUCGGAAUGUCAGAAUAAGAAGCGUAACGAUGAGCCCGGAAAAUGUGAAAGUAUGAAUGAAAGAGAGAGAAAGCGCGAAAGAACGACCCCAUCGAUCCAAUCAAUCUUUCUAGGGUAGGGUUGUCCGAUUUUCACGGCGCACUACGAUCUCGGUAGCGCAUCUCCGGGGGGCGCGGGGACGAUCGCGUGUUAUCUGGAUACCGUCGACGGCAUCAUCCCCACGGACGAAUGACACUCGUAUCGAUUAUUAUUUCAUCGAUAUACACGUAACCGACGCUCGAUCUCGCGGUGAUCCCGACGGUGGUGAUGGAGAACACCCGAUGAUCCCCCUCCCCCUCGCCCCAUCCCGGAAUGUCGCUCGGCCUUAGCACCGAGUGGCGUUCCCGUUCGUCCUGGUGGACACCGCGAUCUGUCCGCGAGGACGAACCCAGGGUCCCCUCCCGAUCGAUAUCUCUCAUCCCUCCCCCUAUGGAAUCCCCCUAUAUCCCAUCUGAAAAUGACACGCACUUCUACACAUCCCCAUUCCGAUAAACUAUAUAGUAAGUAGCUCGACUCUGUCUUCUUUUAGAGAUAUUACAUAUGUCAUUAUUAUUAUUAUUAUUAUUAUUAUUAUUAUUAUUACGAUUUAGUACCAAUACCACUAUUAUUAUUAAUAUUAUUAUUUGUAUUAUUGCUAUCACAUCAUCGUUAUAAUAAUAAUUAUUACUAUGAAA